Messenger RNA from Marasmius oreades (fairy-ring Marasmius), 300 nucleotides. RefSeq lists its product as uncharacterized. Lineage: Eukaryota; Fungi; Basidiomycota; Agaricomycetes; Agaricales; Marasmiaceae. The record is from RefSeq and is a predicted model, not a curated record. Bases 1 to 300 code for a protein of 99 amino acids. The transcript is spliced from 4 exons.
AUGUCACUCUACAUCGCAAGUUCUUCAAUUGGACACGGAGGUCGAGUUUUUCUGGGUAUGUUCCUAAGCCAAUCACCCCCUGAUUCCACUCUUCCCUCAUACAACACCGAAGAAACAGCGAUGGUCGAUCGCGAAAGGGCUUUUUCUUUGGAGCCGAUAUUAUGGGUUGCUCUUCAACAUGUACGUCCCAGUCCAGCACAUUGGGUAAUUACUUCACCUGAAUCUGGAGCCGCUCCCGAUUCGUUCAUUUCAGCUCGAAUGCCAUCGUGUUCCUACACCCAAAACCGUCAUAUUCAGUAG